Glycine soja is the source of this 4355-nucleotide messenger RNA. RefSeq names its product HEAT repeat-containing protein 6. The transcript is spliced from 23 exons. The record is from RefSeq and is a predicted model, not a curated record. Bases 190 to 3312 code for a protein of 1040 amino acids. Lineage: Eukaryota; Viridiplantae; Streptophyta; Magnoliopsida; Fabales; Fabaceae.
ACAAGAGGGCAACUAUUGGAACUGAAUGAAGCAAGAAUGAAGCAAGAAUGAAGCAAGAUUUCCGUUGGUACUGUGUUCCUCCCUUUGGACUGACUUCAAAGACUCGCUGAAUUGAUUUCCGCCUAUGGCACGAGUGAUGAAUGAAUAAGAAAAAUUAUAAAGCGCUGUUUGUUGAUUGUCAUUUCUUACAUGGAGGGAACGGGAUUUGGUGCAGCGGCACCGACGCCAUUGGUUAGGUUGUGGAGAACUGCGUUUUUGACGCUGAGGGAUGAAACCCUAACGGUCCCUCCUCGCAAUUCCACGGCACAAUUGCUCGAUAAUCUCAUUUUCUCCCACUCAGACGCGUUGCUCUCCGCCGCUGCCGAACUUCCUUCUCACGAGGUUUUGUCAGACAUUUUGUUUAUCAUGGAAUUGGUUGCUGCGACUUCUUCAGAUGAAGAAGAUUUUACUCGUAUCUAUGCACAGACUUCACGCCUGAUUCAUGAUAUAUGUCGUUGUGUUUCAUUCGAAUUAAAUUUCUCCUCUUUUAGUAGUGUUCUCAAUUGUUUCGGGAAGAUGCUGAAUCUUUUACUUAGAAAAGUUGCUACUAGUGACGACAUAAGUGGAAUUUGCAGUACUACUACAAUAAUUCCUGCCAUUGAGUUCUUACAGGCUGUCAGAUGUAUUAUAACUUUAUCUCAUCGAAGAUGGUUGCAGUCUGAAGAUACUAUACUGGUUAAAUUUCUACUUGAUGUUAUUGUUUGCUCUCAUGGUGUGUCAUGUUGGAUGCUUCGUUCAAUUUGUAAAGAAAAAUCUACUGCAAUUAGUAUGAGAUUUCCCACAGAGAGAAGUUCCAGUGAAUUACAGACAGUGGCUUUUGAGAUGCUUGGUGAAGCAAUCUCAAGAGCUGGGCCAUCCUUCCCUGUUGAUAUUUGGAGAUCGAUUCUUGAGGUAUUCAGAAAAACAAUGGAUGUCUUGGCAUUAAAAACCCCUGUUGUGGAAGAUAGUGUCAUGUCCAGGUUCUAUGAAUCUUUUCUGUGCUGUCUACAUCUGAUCCUCAUUGAUCCUAAAUGUUCAGUUUCAGAUCAUGUGUCAGUUUUUGUUGCUGUUCUGCGAAUGUUCUUAGUUUACGGCGUUUCUGGUAGAACAUCAGGUCUGCUUGUUGGUCAUGAGGAGAAGGAGCCUAAUAGUAUGAAUCCCAAGGCAAACAGGGAACAACUGAACAAAUCAGAUCGUGGUACAUAUAGACCUCCACACUUGCGCAAAAGGGACAGCUUGAAUGUGAAACUCAAUAGAGCUAGGCAUUCCCAAUACAUGUCAGAUAGUGAGUCUUCUACGGUUAAUGUUACAUCUUCAGAUUCAGAGUUUAGUGAUGGAGAUGGAUCAGCUAAGGAGAGUGGCAGAGUGCAGAACUCUAGGGUUAGAGUAGCUUCCAUAACUUGCAUACAGGAUCUUUGUCAAGCUGAUUCUAAAUCUUUAUCUAUGCAAUGGUCCUUGCUUUUGCCAACUAGUGAUGUACUACAACCAAGGAUGCAUGAUGCAACUUUAAUGACAUGCUUGCUAUUUGAUCCUUGUUUGAAGCCACGCAUGGCAUCUGCAUCCACGCUAGUGGCCAUGUUGGAUGGUCUCUCUUCCAUUUUCCUGCAAGUAGCUGAAUAUAAGGAAUCUAAUAAAUUUGGAUCUUUUAUGGCACUUUCAAGCUCCCUUGGGAAGAUUUUAAUGGAACUCCAUAGAGGUCUUCUUUACCUAAUAGAGCAUGAAGCUCACAGUAAAUUGCUGACUUUGUUAUUCAAGAUUCUCAGACUUUUGAUACUAUCUACACCAUAUUCAAGAAUGCCUCCAAAUUUGUUGCCUAUCGUUGUUACAUCUAUUAGAACAAGGAUCGAAGAAGGGUUUUGGAUGAAAAGUGAUCGAAGUAGUCUGCUGGCAGCUGCUAUUGGUUGCUUGACAUUAGCUUUGUCUACUUCACCAUCUUCUGCUCAAAUAAGGAAGAUGCUCUAUGAUGAGGUUUCUUCAGCCUCCUCAAUAACUUGUCAACUAAGAACCGAGCUUCGUAGUAUACAGUUGCAAAAUAAGUCUAUAUCUGAGUACUUGCUACAAAUUCAGACUAUUGUUGAUUCGCUUGGUUCAAUUGGAGUCACAAUUUCUCCUGAUGAGCAACUUGAUGUUAUUCUUGAGGGACUACCCAGGGAUUAUGAGUCCACUUUGUCAAUAAUCUGCAGUUAUAUUGUGACUGAAAAGAAGUCUGGUGUUCUUUCUACGUUAUUUGAAUAUUCAAUGCAAUGGAGUUGCCCAACCAUUUGCCUUGAGGCCCUUCAGGCACUGAAAGCUGUAUCCCACAAUUAUCCUAACAUAGUGUCUGCUUGUUGGGAAAAAGUUUCUGCUAUUGUGCAUGGCUUCCUUAGUACUGUGUGCCUUGAAGCUCCUUCCAGGCAGUCAAGUGAUCAUGUUGGUAGUCCUUCUUCAUUUAAUAAUGAAAAAGUUCUGAUCACUGCUAUUAAGGUUCUGGAUGAGGGUCUUCGGGCAGUCUCUGGAUUUCAAGGAACAGAAGAUCUUUCAGAUGAUAAAUUGAUGGAUAUUCCUUUUGCAUCUGAUUGCAUUAGGAUGAAGAAAGUGUCAUCUGCUCCAUCAUAUGAGCUAGAGUGCAAAGAUGAUGUUAUAGUCAACUUUGAAUCUUGUGGAUCAGGAAGUCAGCAGUGGUGUGAGGCAAUUGAGAAGCAUAUGCCUCUUAUUUUGUGUCACUCUUCAGCAAUGGUGAGAGCUGCAUCAGUUACUUGUUUUGCGGGUAUGACUUCUUCUGUAUUCAUUUGUUUUUCUAAAGAGAAACAGGACUUCAUAUUGUCUUCUUUAGUGCAUGCUGCUGUACAUGAUAAUGUGCCAUCGGUGAGAUCUGCUGCUUGUCGAGCCAUUGGUAUCAUUUCAUGUUUUCCACAAGUGUGUCAGAGUGCAGAGGUACUUGACAAGUUUAUCCAUGCUGUUGAGAUUAACACUCGCGAUGCCCUAAUCUCAGUUAGGAUAACGGCUUCAUGGGCAUUGGCAAAUAUAUGUGAUGCUAUUUGUCACUCUGAUAGAAUACUCCCCUAUGGGCAAAUGGGUUCAAACUCCAAUACCCAGGUGAUUGUAUCAUUGAGUGAAUGUGCUUUGCAUCUUACUAAGGAUGGAGACAAGGAUCAGGGAACGGGGAAGAUUAGACUUGCUAGGGAGGAAAAUGGGCCAACCUUCUUGAGGAAGCUCGUGGGACAUGUAGCACUAAAAGUCAACUUCCAUUGUCUUUGUUGUCAGAGUCACUUCCUUCCCACAAUAAAGACAUCUGGUUGUGUCACUAUCGUUUAGGACACCCUUCGUUUAGUACUCUAAAUAUUAUGUUUCCUAGCUUGUUUCAAGGACUAGGCAUAGGAGUGUUUCAUUGUGAUGAUUGUGAAUUUGCAAAACACAAAUGUGCUAGCUUUCCUAAAAUCAGUUUUGCUAUUAAUAAAGUUUGUCAAUCCGUGGCUAGUCCCAUGGACUCUCAUUGGGAAGUGGUUAAAAGGAUCUUAAGGUAUCUCAAGGGUACCUUGUCUCAUGGUUUACUUCUUCAGCCUGCUUCUACUGUGAAACCCUUGGCUUUUUAUGCAUUCUGUGAUGCUAAUUGGGCAUCUGAUGUGGAUGAUAGGUGUUCCACCUCAGGGGCUGCCAUCUUUCUUGGCCCAAACUUGAUAUCAUGGUGGUCUCGCAAGGAGAAGGUGACAGCCAGGUCCAAUACUGAAGCUGAAUAUCUCAGCUUGGCUCAAACUUCUACUAAAUUGACAUGGAGUCGGGCUCUUUUAACAGAAUUGAAAAUUCCCUUCACUACACUUUAUUGUACAAUCAAAGUGCUGUAUCGAUUGCUCAUAAUCAUGUGUUCCACAGUCGCAUGAAGCAUAUAAAAAUUGAUGUCUUUUUUGUUAGGGAAAGAAAUCCGAAUUAAAAUUACUACUCCAGCUGUCUACUGUGAUAUUCUCAGCACUGUUGCUUUGAGUCACAAUCCGGUUCUUCAUUCAAGGACGAAACACAUGGAACUAGACAUCUUUUUUGUGAGAAAGUUUUGGAUAAGUCCCUGCUGGUGUGUCAUGUUCCUGCCUAUGCUCAACUUGCUGAUGUGUUGACAAAGCCUCUUGCCAAACAGUCUUUUCUGGAUUUAUGAUCCAAACUCUGAGUGCUUUCUUUCACUAAGUUUCAAAGCACUCUGCGUUUGAGGGGGAAAUAAUAGUGUAUAGUAGAUGCAGCUGAGUCAUUGCUGACUCAGCAUAAGAGUUAGUUAGUUCAGCUAACUACUGUAGUUAGAAUCCUCUAUAUAAACCAUUGUGUAAUUCUGUUGUAACGAACUCAUUCAUAAAUACAAUAACAGUUUAGUUUUC